Molecule: messenger RNA, 678 nt
Organism: Peronospora matthiolae
Lineage: Eukaryota; Oomycota; Peronosporomycetes; Peronosporales; Peronosporaceae
Source: the annotation of a GenBank genome assembly
AUGCGAUGCGCGAGCAAGGCCGCCGAGAGCGCGUCUGCACGUCUCUGUGCGGACGCCGAAGCAGAAACCGCAGCAACUGAUGUGUCAUCGGUUGCUGAAGCGACUCAGUCUGUGUAUACUGGUGAUGCAGACGCUCGUCGUGAAGACACUCAUGUCUUCACAGAGUAUGAGCUCGGUGUCUCAUACUCUCCUGAUACGGAAGACGGAUCCGUAUCGAAGGCGGUUGAUACCAAGCCGCCUGCCAGGCGUGACAUGGAUGAUUCUACGCGUCGUAGCAUCUUUAAUUCAUCUGACGAAUCAGAUAAACCAUCGCCAAAGCGAAGGCGCUCGAGAUCGCAAGACUCAGGCGCUCACUGUGGUGUCGGUUCUCCUAUGGACACCACUUCGAAACGAGGUGCUAGUCCUUCUGUCGGCACAUCGCAGGAAGAGCGGGACCGCAGUGUGCUGCGUCUCGCUCCAGAAAAGAAGGCAUGGAUGCCUCCUAAAUCAGUCAUGGAUCACUUGUCGGCGACGACGAGUGAUCGUUAUCGAACACGAUUGUUCGAUUCGUCAAGGAUCCAUCACCUUGACCCCAGCGCGAAAAACUACCGCGCUGAGAAUGAGUUCUUCAUCGAUGCUUUCUUUAGACAUCGAUGGUACAGUGGGAAUCACAAACGUGAUGGUUCCUCACUGCUUUAA